AUGUCCGAGGGAUCGCCGGAAGUCGACGAUUUCCGCUAUGAGCCGCUGGAGACAUUGAAUUUCUCAUCCCCACGUUUAUCCUCAUGGCGAUCAUCCUCGACGAAUCGAUCAUCCCGUUUGCCAAGCGCGGCUCGUCAACGACCGAACAAGAAAUUCUCCGAUUCGGUCCUUCACGCCUACUAUGGACCGAUCGUUCGUCCCAAUCACUCCCCCUAUGGACAACCGAUAUUUUACGAGUUAGCGAAUGAGAAAGCAGAAGUUUUA
Mesorhabditis belari is the source of this 264-nucleotide messenger RNA. Lineage: Eukaryota; Metazoa; Nematoda; Chromadorea; Rhabditida; Rhabditidae. The record is from the annotation of a GenBank genome assembly.